Dothidotthia symphoricarpi CBS 119687 is the source of this 398-nucleotide messenger RNA. RefSeq lists its product as uncharacterized. The transcript has a single exon. Lineage: Eukaryota; Fungi; Ascomycota; Dothideomycetes; Pleosporales; Dothidotthiaceae. The coding region runs from base 93 to 338 and encodes 81 amino acids. The record is from RefSeq and is a predicted model, not a curated record.
GAGUUGAAGUUUGAACAUCAUGUCGGUAAAACUAACAAGACUUUCUUUUACGUCUAGGAAUAGAGGACCCGACUCAAUGCGUGAAACCCUUGAUGGAUGAAAUCUCGCAACAAGAGGCGGAACCCGUCACAAGAUAUCCUGCAUGUGCAUCUGUACCCUUUUGGCCUCCCUGUUUCUGGAUACGGUUAGAUUGUUGUUUCGUAGCAAGAAGGCUGUGGUUCUCUCUGACAUUUGCACUCCUUGGCUGGACGCAUCGAAGACAUUCAAACUAUGUCCUACUAACGAGGAUUGAGUCGUCAUCCACACAUUUCACACACAGGAUUGAUGCCACCUAUUAAGUGUUAUCUAAUGUAUAGCAUUUCAUCAAAGUCAUGUCUUCAUAAGAACGCGAAGCCUGU